GCGUGUGCCAUGUGUGGACUUUUCUUUAUGGUUGGGGUUUCGAGUAUGUGUCUGACGUCUACUGGAUAUCUAGUGAAGAAGUCCUUUUGCCUUGUUUUUCGUACUUUGUUGGAUAAGGAUAUACGGAGGUGUGUGUUUUUCUCCAUCCCAGGAAGGGACAGAGACUCAAGGGAAAAAAGAUGUUGGUUGGGAUCUACAUAUAAAAAAACGGGGGGAGUUUUUUUUUCCAUCGGAUCAAGCUGGGCUAAACUGGCUUCGUUUCUUUUUACCUUGUUUCUCUCUCGCUCUCGGAUUUUCUUCUUGAUGAGCAAAGCUACUUUUGAAGUGGCUCGCUUUUUGUUUUGUAUCCUGUUAGUGGCUCGAUACGAUGGUAUUGAGGAAUCCAAUAGUCUCUGUUCAUGA
Messenger RNA from Bipolaris victoriae FI3, 402 nucleotides. RefSeq lists its product as hypothetical. NCBI's taxonomy places the organism in Eukaryota, Fungi, Ascomycota, Dothideomycetes, Pleosporales, Pleosporaceae. The annotation marks the transcript as partial. The transcript has a single exon. The record is from RefSeq and is a predicted model, not a curated record.